AUUAUUUCCGAAUAAGAACGGGUAACGAGCAUCAGCCCAACAAGGAGCAUAGCUGCUCACCCAUCUCAGUGAGCAGGAGCCCCAGGGUGGCCAGUUGUUCGCCCGCCCCGCAGCUGCGUUUUUCGCACAGGUUUGAAAUGUUGGCACGAGAAGGCGAGCAUUUCAACACCGGCGAUCGUUUCUGCUGCAGCUGAAAGCACAACUGCCAAGGACCAGCCAAAGAGUUGGCAGCCCCGGCAAAGCCAUACCCCCGCGCGAAGAGCCACAGCGGAAAACAAGAAGCGAGAGCAGCUUUCUCUCCCCCAACCGAGGCUUCCUCAGAAACGCCGCCAUGAGAGCUAGCACAUUCUAAAUUGUACAAGGAUGGACAGUGAGGUACAGAGGGAUGGGAGAAUACUGGAUUUGAUUGAUGAUGCAUGGAGGGAAGAUAAGUUACCAUAUGAAGAUGUGGCAAUACCACUGAAUGAGCUUCCUGAGCCAGAGCAAGACAAUGGUGGCACAACAGAAUCUGUGAAAGAACAAGAAAUGAAAUGGACUGACUUGGCUUUGCAGUAUCUUCAUGAGAACAUUCCUCCAACAGGAAACUAGUCUACUUCCCAUAGUAAUUUCUAUAGAAAAUGUUUCUGGCAGCUUUUCAUCAUUCUAAAACGGGAAGAAAACUUUUUGCUUCUAAGUUGAGGAUCCGAUUUCUGGCCUUAGCAGCUCCACACAACUUACAAUUUGUUGACAUUUCUUAGAAAAAUACCUUCAGAUACCAAGGAUUUGUGUCUGUUUGUUUUUAAUAAUGUUUCAAGAUUAGGUUAUGCGAUAAGAGCCAAUAAUACAAAAUCUUAUCACCGUAAUAAUAAACAUGUCUCUA
Eublepharis macularius is the source of this 859-nucleotide messenger RNA. RefSeq names its product anaphase promoting complex subunit 13 (gene ANAPC13). The transcript is spliced from 3 exons. The record is from RefSeq and is a predicted model, not a curated record. Gene Ontology annotation, biological process: protein K11-linked ubiquitination. Gene Ontology annotation, cellular component: anaphase-promoting complex. Lineage: Eukaryota; Metazoa; Chordata; Lepidosauria; Squamata; Eublepharidae. The coding region runs from base 364 to 588 and encodes 74 amino acids.